CCGUAUAGGCAAAUGCUAAGGGCGCCGUCCAUCAGGGGGCGCCACGCCAGUGCCACAAAUGUUGAAAAAAAAAAAAAAGUUGGUACUAUUAUUUCUAAGUACAAAAAAUAAUCCCACGUUAAUUAAAAUGCAAAGUAAAGCUUAUUUAAUAGAAAUAUUAUUUGUUACAACAUUACGCCCCCCCCGCACGGUGCGCCCCCUCCCUUCCCGUAUCAUGGUUCCUUUUGGACGUCACCACAUCAAAAAAUCAACACAAGAUGUCAAAACGGCCAAAACUGUCAGCUGCCCAGGGAAGAAAAGAGAGAAAAGAAGAGGAGGAGAAACGAGAAAAAGACAGAGAUGCACUGUUGAAGUUUCUAAAUCCCACCCCUGGGCCAUCUACCACAUCUACCGCUGCUGCCUCCACUUCAGCAGCACAACCCACCAGUGAUGCAGCAUCAGCAGCACAACCCAGCCAUGAUGCAGCAGCAUCAAGCGGUCUUCCUGUUGCCUCCACCUCAGCAGCACAACCCAGCAGUGAUGCAGCAACAUCAAGCGGUCUUCCUGCUGCACCAAUAGACCCUGCUGACUGGCCUUCUGCUUUAACUGAAAAGGAAACAGUGACGGCUGUUUCCAGCAGACUGCAGAUCGACUGCAGCAGUUCUUCCUCCUGUUAUCACCUCUGAUCGUCUCUGCUGUAACUCGACUCUCACUGAGUCGCCUUCACUCUGACUCAACUUUCCUUCUUCAACCUGGAAAGAAAAUGAUGCAGCAACAAUCUCAGGUGUGAUCGUGUCCUUGAACCACACACCGACACAUCAUGUUUCAGAAGACACGCGAGAGCCUCACACAGAAGAAAUACACAACAGUGAUGACACACCGACCUCUGCCAGAAAUUCCUCUGUUAUGUCUCCCGCUGAGGGACAGUGCGGCUGGAACAUCUGACACAUGUGAUGCUGAACCUCCAAACAGCAGCAGCUAUGACCAAAGGCUUCCUCACAAUGACGAGCGUCACUGCAGCCACAGCUAUGAAGUGAUGCCACAUCACAAUGAUCUGCAGCUGCUGAAUAGCAGCGAUGAUCUGCAGCCACCAGACAUGUCUGAGAUCAGGGUGGUUCUGCUGGGGAACAUUCAGUCUGAGAGGGCAGCUGUGGUGAACUUCAUACUGGAGGUUCCUGUGUUUAGCCCUGAGGAAGAGCCAGACUAUCAGCCGGUCAGAGGACUUCUGAGGGACAAAGAAAUCACCCUAAUCAACACUCCAGAUCUGCUGCUUCCAAACAUCUCUGAAGACGAUCUGAGAGAACAUGUAGAAAACUGUGUGAGGCUCACAGCUCCUGGACCUCAUGUGUUCCUGCUGGUCCUGCAGCCUGAAACCUUCACAGAGGAUCACAAACAGAGACUCUGCAAAGUCCUGAAACUCUUCGGAAAACGAGUGUUUGAUCAUUCGCUGGUUCUGCUAUCAGCAUCCAAAAACAGGGGCUCGAGUUUCAUGGAAGAGCUCGGGCUCCAUCGUCCCUUAAAAGAUUUAAUCAAAAUGUGCAGUUACAGAUAUCUGUGGAGGGAAAACCUCGAACCUCAAGAGCUCUUCACACGCCUGGUCCAGAUUUUUAAGGAGAACAAUGGAGAGCAUGUGAGAUAUAAAGCACAUAGUUAGGAAACCUUCACUGAGGUGUCAGGUCUCAAAAUGCAGAGAACAACCUGCACUGUGUAACCCACAGAGGACUGCAUGCCUUUUAAAACCAGAGUAAAGACCAAAAGUUUGUUGUAGUAUCGAAGUGAGUAUCAACCAACAGCAAGGGGUAAAAGUAGCUUUUUGUUUUUUUAAAGGCACCAAAAUAGUAGAAAUAAAAGAUGUAUAAGAAUU
This is a messenger RNA of Oreochromis niloticus (Nile tilapia), 1843 nucleotides long. Its product is annotated as GTPase IMAP family member 2. The record is from RefSeq and is a predicted model, not a curated record. Gene Ontology annotation, molecular function: GTP binding. Lineage: Eukaryota; Metazoa; Chordata; Actinopteri; Cichliformes; Cichlidae. The transcript has 9 exons. Bases 800 to 1633 code for a protein of 277 amino acids.